Penicillium alfredii is the source of this 474-nucleotide messenger RNA. RefSeq lists its product as uncharacterized. The transcript has 3 exons. The record is from RefSeq and is a predicted model, not a curated record. NCBI's taxonomy places the organism in Eukaryota, Fungi, Ascomycota, Eurotiomycetes, Eurotiales, Aspergillaceae. Bases 1 to 474 code for a protein of 157 amino acids.
AUGCAUUUCUUCAAAGUCCUCCCAUUCUUGUUCGUAACUGCAUUUUCUUAUUGCAAUGAUGCCAAGCCGGCCGGCGAUGUACCUCUCUCCCAGAUUUGCUCGAACGCAAAGCUGAGCGAAGGGUGGAUUUGGGUGGAAUGCAAAGUGGGAUCGCGGUCGAAGAAGUUCGGCCUCGAUCUCAACCAUUGCCUUGCAAACGACGACAAUCAUAUAUCGAUUCGAGCCGAUGGCGGUGCAAUGGGUAGCUGUGGGGACGAUGACUGCGAUGUGACGGUUUCAGAGCACCGAGGGGCCAGCAUAAAAUGCCAUGCGGAUCAGUGCUCAGGAGAAUUAGAUCUGGACAAGGCAAUCAACUUUAGUGGGAGGUAUCUAAAAUGUGGUGAAAUGCUCGGCCCACUGGGCGAGGACGUCGAUAAGAGAGCUUUGAGGAGGAGAUUAAACGAGGAGUACAAGUUAAUGAAGAGGGAGCUUUAG